ACAUGACGGCAAACGACCCGCAGCCGGGGCUCCGGCCGCACCGCCUCAAGCCCCCUUCGCCCGCGCGGAGCAGCAGUAAGUGUGGGCGUCUGUGUAAGUGUGAAAGCAUCAUGGUGGCAUUUAAAGGAGUCUGGACUCAGCCCUUCUGGAAAGCCGUUUCAGCUGAAUUUUUGGCCAUGCUCAUUUUUGUCCUCCUCAGCCUCGGCUCCACAAUCAACUGGGGCGGAGCAGAGAAGCCCCUGCCUGUAGACAUGGUCCUUAUCUCCCUCUGCUUUGGACUCAGCAUUGCAACCAUGGUGCAGUGCUUUGGACACAUCAGUGGAGGCCACAUUAACCCUGCUGUGACCGUGGCGAUGGUCUGCACGAGGAAGAUCAGCCUCGCCAAGUCCGUCUUCUACAUUCUCGCCCAGUGCCUGGGAGCCAUCGUGGGCGCAGGCAUCCUUUACCUCGUCACACCACCAAGCGUCGUGGGAGGCCUGGGAGUCACUGCGGUACACGGGGAUCUUUCCGCUGGCCAUGGACUCCUGGUGGAGUUGAUAAUUACAUUCCAGCUGGUUUUUACUAUUUUUGCCAGCUGUGAUUCAAAACGAAGUGAUGUCACUGGUUCAGUAGCUUUAGCAAUUGGAUUUUCUGUUGCAAUUGGACAUUUAUUUGCUAUCAAUUACACCGGUGCCAGUAUGAACCCUGCUCGAUCAUUUGGGCCUGCUGUCAUCAUGGGGAGAUGGGAAAACCAAUGGGUAUAUUGGGUGGGACCAAUAAUAGGAGCAGUCCUUGCUGGUGCUCUUUAUGAGUACGUCUAUUGCCCAGACGUUGAACUCAAGCGCCGUUUUAAAGACGUCUUCAGUAAGGCCACCCAGCCGUCCAAAGGGAAGUACAUUGAGGUGGACGAUAACAGGAGCCAUGUAGAGACCGAUGACCUGAUCCUGAAGCCUGGCAUAGUUCAUGUGAUUGAUAUCGACAGGGGUGAGGACAAGAAGGGAAGAGAUCCAUCCAGUGAGGUGUUGUCUUCUGUAUGACUAGCAAGAAGCACUGAAAGCAGAGAUCAGCCUGCUAGCCUGUCCACAGAUAUCCUCCCACCUAUUAAAGAAACAGAUCUCCUCUAAACUGAGCAUCUGCCAUUUCUUAACAGGUAUGGUGUGGGCAGCUGCGUGGUAGCGGUGUCACCAAACCAUAUGCCUGCUCAGUUGGAAUAUUAGGACUUUCCUAUAAUGAGGAUUCCCCAUCUAUUAUUCCAUAUUAAAAGCUGUUCCUACUGUUUUCCUUUCCUUCUUUCUGGAACAAUCCCAAAGUCAAAAAAAGAGAUGAAAGCAUUCUCCUUUAAUAAAUCAGUCAAUAAUGAGAUGAAGAUAGAGAUGUUUAACAUUCAGAUUGACAGUUAAGACGUAUCAGGAAAUGCCUAUAGACAUGAAAACCUACUUAUCAGAUUGUUCUUCUGACACUUAAUUGGCUGUUGUCAGCUCUGAUUAGAACAUCUUAUCCAUUAUGCGUUCUCUGCGAGGUUCAGGGACAGCACCAACAGUAUUUAAGAGUUUUAUCGACAGUCAAGCAAAGGAGUGUUGUUUCCACCCAUGUACAUCACUAUUGCCUUGCAAACUACUCCUGAAAAGAUGAUACUUAAAUAGGUUUAAAAAAAAAAAAUUCUAUCAACCCAUCAAAUUUCACUUAUGUGAUUUGCAGUAUAAAUAUAUUACCUUCAUCCUUUCCUGGGAGUAAAUACGCUGAAAUUGAAUGUUGAAGUCUACUGUAAUAAGGCUGCAAAGCAUUUGACUCUACUUCAUGCUCCCUCUUGUCAUUGUCUAUCUCGUGAAACAUUCUCCUGGGGUUUGACUAUUGACCAUUUAGUGUUAGCAGACUCUCAAGGUCAUGCAAAGAAUAUAAAGGCUUUCCUGUUACUUAAUAACUCAAAUAAGAGAUAUCAGAAGAAGAGAAGGCAUAUCUGUUUUCAGUGCACUUGUUCAAAUACACAUUUCUGUGCUAAGUUAUGUAAACUAAACGUUUAAAUUACUUACCUACUUUCUUACAAGAUGGUUGGAGAUAUGGGGGUUUUAAUUCAUUAGUAAUGUAGAAGGUUUUUAACUUUUAUCUGUAUUGAAACACUGAUUGGGAAAUAUUUUUUUAUAACGGAUGAUAAAAAUACGACUGCUUCUGGCUUUUGUUGUAACUGAUGCCUGACUAUUUGAACAGGAUCCAUGCUUGUUCCAGUGUUCCUAUAGUCUUAAUUACACCUCUGGCAAUGGUUUCUUUAUCUGUUGUUAGGAAAAGAUGCAAGCACUUGCAGGGUUUUUAGGGGGAAAGGGACAUGAAAUAUGUUCAGUAAUCAGCCUUUCCCUUAUAGAAGUGUUUUGACAGACAUAAUCACCCCAGCAGAACAUUUCUGUAAAGCUGGUACUGACUUACUGCUUUUGUUUCUGAUCAGUGGCUUUGAGUUUCACAAUAUACAGCUGCAGAGCAGUCAGGAGCAUGGUAUUAUUAGUGUAAUUGUAUAGUUUUUAUUUUGAAAUUUAAAAUCUACUCCUGCCUAUUUAGCAAUAAGAGGGG
Messenger RNA from Haliaeetus leucocephalus (bald eagle), 2538 nucleotides. RefSeq names its product aquaporin 4 (gene AQP4). The coding region runs from base 3 to 1016 and encodes 337 amino acids. Gene Ontology annotation, molecular function: water channel activity. NCBI's taxonomy places the organism in Eukaryota, Metazoa, Chordata, Aves, Accipitriformes, Accipitridae. Gene Ontology annotation, cellular component: basolateral plasma membrane; plasma membrane. The transcript has 5 exons. The record is from RefSeq and is a predicted model, not a curated record. Gene Ontology annotation, biological process: transmembrane transport.